GUUGGAAGGCGGGGCGGGGCGCGGGUCGGCUGCCGCGUGGUGCCGCUGCCACUAGGUCUUGGUCCUAGUGGUCCCCGUGGCGAAAUGCCACGGCGAGCGUGUGGGUCGCUGGGGCCGAGGCUUCCCCCAUCCUGCUGCUGCCCUAGGCUUGAAGCAAAACCACCUUCACCCGUCCCGCGGCGUAGCUGUGCUGGGAGGCGGGCAGGAGGAGGAAGGGUGGUGAUUUGCUUGAACAACAGCAACGCACAGUUGCAGGCCUGGCUACCGUCCAGUCCGUAAAUAAAGGGCUUUUAUAACACUGCGGAAUGCUUAAUACUACGUUGCUUGAAUGGUGGUUGUUAAGGCUGUCGUUGAAAGGGCAACGGGACUUGCUGGAAUCACCUUAUUCGAAAACAGCUUUGGUGUAUCUACUAUAAAAUGGUGGAGAACUGUGAACCAUACCUAGGAUAUUGUGGCUCGCCUAACGGGUGGGGUUGCUCUUUUGGCUUCUGCAUAUUGUACUUGGCGAUACAGAAACUGCCAGUGUUUAACUGAGGUGUUGCUUUUACAUUCACGCUUAAAAAUACAUACCUUUGAAGCCACUGUACUGCUGGAAGCGCAGAUGAAGACCUGGACCAUAAGCAGUUUGUGUGCAGAUCAGACCUUGAAUGUGAGGAAGAAGCACGUUUAUGGCUUUUGUGGAUAUUUUUCCCCUGUUCUGCAUGAUGCUAAAGUAAACAUAGCUUAAGUUUAAAAAGUGGUACAGCAUCCCACACCUGAGCAUAGCAGAAUCAUAACAUUUCAUUUUAGGAUGACCUAGUUUAAUACAGUAUCGAAAUACUGGCUGUGUAGAAGUUGUGGUGUGCUACCGCAGAGUCUAAUGUUAGCUUUAGGACAUGUUUCCAGAGUUUAGUGCUUUGUUAUCAAUUGGACCUGGACUAGACCCUCUGAUUUCAAAUGGACAUGUAAUAAAAUAGAAUAAAAAUGCGUUGCUUAUUAACAGUUACUAUGCCUCAGAGCUCAUAAAUUCAUGGUACUCGUUGCACUAUCAAAUUUCAGGGUACCUGAAAAAUGAAUAAAUCUGUGAUGGUGAUGACUAGGUGAAUUGGAAGGAGUUUUUGUCACUUGUCUGCCAUUAUUGCUUUGCGCAUGCAUCAGACUGCUCUGUUUACUUUUGCAUUCUAUUUUUGGGAUAUGGUGGCAGGCCCUUUGCUUCUGCUUUAAGUUCUGACAUGUAAUUGGAUCCUUUGCUUCUCAGAAGAAACUCCAGAGAUGAUGACCUCAGUAGCCGAUUCUUACUGCCAUUCUCUUUGACCUCCUUACAGUAGAGAUGAUUACUGCUUGUUCCAGUGCUAUUGAGAGGUCUUUCACUUAUCUUUCUCUUUAAGAAUACCUGGAUAUUUGAGUUGGAAGAGCAGGGGCAGGUUGAACUAAGGUAUUUAUCUUGUGGAGGCAGGCAAGGAUGUGAAUGCUCAAGCAUAGGUAAAAGCAGGAAGGGUGUAUUGGCCUUUAUGUGGCAGUUCUUGCUUGAAUUUCACAUUACAGGAAGCUGAAUUUUCUUCUGACAGGACUGGACCACACUUCAUGGAAGAUGUAGGCUGGUGUUAUGGAAUGUAGAAAGCAGCUUGGAGCUAGGAAUUCACGUGGAGCAAGCACGUGAAGUACUGGGGCCAAACAGUCCUUGACAAUGUUUACUUUAAAGCAGGGAUGGUAGGAUAAAGUUUCUUUUCAAAUAGUUGUUUGGCUCUGUGUGACUUGUGUGCAUACUGUAUUGCUCCACUUUUCUACCCGCUCUGCUUUGCUGUGUGGAAGUGGCAGCCAAGCUUUUCAGUGAUACUAUUCAGUUUGGUUCUUAAGUUUACAAUCUUACCACAUGCACGGAAUAACUCUGCAGAUGCUCUGCAGAAUGUUUGCUUGGAAAGGAAGGAAGUGCAUAGGGUUAAAGGUAGAGGAUAACUGCUAUACGUAUUCUGACUAUAGCAGUGUGUUUUGACUUCCUGCCUCUCUUUCUUCGUGAUAAAAGAAGAUACUUCAUUUAUUUAAGCACCACAGAAGAGCUGUCUCAUUGCUGCUAACUUGUUCAUAUGGCAUUUGUGCCUCCUGAGCACAAAGCUCAAGAACCAUUUAUAGCCUGGAAUGUAUCAUCUGCUCAUGAGUCAUCAAGUUCUAAUCAGCACCAGUACUGCCAGAGAUAGAUAGCUAUUUUACUUCAGUUUCUGAACAAAUAGUGGCCCUUCUUCUACGUGGACUUUGGGGACAGGAUCUCAAUGAAUGCUAAUGAGGAAGAUGGAGCGGGAGUUCUCCUAGCUUUUUCAAAAGGUGGGAACCAGCGUGAACUUGCCCGCCAAAAGAACCUGAAGAAGACUCAGGAGAUCCACAAAGGGAAAAGGAAAGAGGAUAGCUUGUCUGCUUCUCAGAGAAAACAGAGAGACUCUGAAAUUAUGCAGCAAAAGCAAAAAGCGGCUAAUGAAAGGAAGUCUCUGCAGGCGGGUGCAAAAUGAGCUGCCUGUAUGGAGGAUAUAGAGUGCACCAAUGAAGAGAAGGGCCUAGAAGAUCAUUCAUAAACAUGUCCAGCCAUUAAAUGGUUAAACAUCUAUAUUGCAGAGUUGUUCAACUAGCAUUAGUUUAGAGUAUUUCUGGCUAGCAUAGGCUUAGUUGUCUGGAGUGCUGUUUCAAAACUGAGUAUGCUUUUCUGCAUGCAUAUGAAUAAAAGUACCAAGCAAUAGCUUUUGCUACAUUUUUUUGUUUCAUUCAAUGAUUCCAGUAACAAUGAAUUUCCAAAUUGACAGCUAGACCAGAUUUUGUCUUAAUUGUUGCAGUACAGCUUUAUAGAACACACUUGUAAGAUGUCCUUAACCUUACAGAGGUCUGAACUGUAAAUCUCAUCUUAAAUUAUUUUUACAAUAAAAUGUUGCAUGAAAUACU
Egretta garzetta (little egret) is the source of this 2904-nucleotide messenger RNA. Its product is annotated as small EDRK-rich factor 1. The transcript has 3 exons. Lineage: Eukaryota; Metazoa; Chordata; Aves; Pelecaniformes; Ardeidae. The record is from RefSeq and is a predicted model, not a curated record. Bases 2247 to 2480 code for a protein of 77 amino acids.